This is a messenger RNA of Penicillium cinerascens, 2910 nucleotides long. RefSeq names its product mRNA transport regulator MTR10. The record is from RefSeq and is a predicted model, not a curated record. Gene Ontology annotation, cellular component: cytoplasm; nuclear membrane. The coding region runs from base 1 to 2910 and encodes 969 amino acids. Gene Ontology annotation, biological process: protein import into nucleus. NCBI's taxonomy places the organism in Eukaryota, Fungi, Ascomycota, Eurotiomycetes, Eurotiales, Aspergillaceae. Gene Ontology annotation, molecular function: small GTPase binding. The transcript has 7 exons.
AUGGCCAGCAAGGAAGGUGGGCAGGCAUUCGCCCCGGUCCUAGCGGCCGUCGCAACCAUGCAAGGGAACGUGCCUAGGUCCGAGAAGACCCAGGCUCAUGAAUUCCUGGAGAAGUUCCAGAAAUCUAUCGAGGCAUGGACGACCACCCAUGCGCUAUUACAGUCACCCGAUGUGCCCGUAGAGGCUAAAUUGUUCGCGGCGACUACAUUGAAGGGAAAGAUCGUCUUCGACUUGGACCAACUCCCUCCCGACUCGUUACUCGCGCUUCGAGACUCCGUCCUCAAUUUACUCGUGGCGUUUGCCUCGGGACCCCGCCCCAUUCAGACUCAGCUAUGUGUGUGCUUGGCGAGUUUGGCGAUUCAGAUGAUCGCAUGGAAGGACGUGUUGGCUACCGUCGCCUCGGCAUUGGGCAGCAAUGCGGGGGACUGCGUGCUGGAGUUUUUGAAGAUCUUGCCGGAAGAAGUGACAGAGGGUCGCAAGAUUAACCUCAGCGAGGACGAACUACUCGACCGGACAAAGGAGCUGUUGCAAGAUAAUGCGGAGCAGGUCAUGCAGCUGAUGAUCCAGUAUGCUCAAUCGUCGCCUACCGCCGCAACCAACCCGCGUCUUCUCGAUUGUAUUACUUCGUGGCUGCGCGAAAUCCCCGCCGCCAAAGUCGUCGAGUCGCCUUUGAUGGACGUUAUCAUCAAGGCAUUGGAUAAUGAUGUGUCAUUUGAAGCCGGUGUCGAGUGCCUUUGCACCCUCUACCGAGACACCAAGGAUGUCGAUGAGUCUCUACCAAUCAUCCAAGCUUUAUACCCCCGGUUGAUGGCUCUCCGACACAAGAUUGCCGAAACCGCCGAGGCUGAAGACCUGGAGGCGUUCAAGGGUAUUACAAGGAUGUUCGCAGAGGCUGGCGAAGCUUGGGCCGUUCUGAUUGCUCGUUUGCCAUCCGAGUUCCGGGGUUUGGUCGAGGCUAACCUCGAGUGCGCUGCACGGGAUUGGGAACGUGAGGCUGUGUCACUCACUUUCAUUUUCUGGUACGAGCUCAAGCAGCAAAUCACCAUCGAGAAGUUUGUGGAAGCCCGAAUGAAUUUCCAGGAUAUCUUCUCGCAGCUGGUAGACAUCAUGGUCAAGCACCUUGAAUUCCCCAACCCUGAGGAAGGUGAAACCGAUUUGUUCGGCGGUGAUCGUGAGCAGGAAGAAAAGUUCCGCCAGUUCCGUCACUCCAUGGGAGACGUACUCAAGGACUGCUGCGCCGUUGUCAGUGUGCAAGACUGCCUGGGCAAGAUCUACCAGUUGAUCCAGCAAUGGGUGGCCAAGUACGCGUCGCAGGCCAGCAACGAUCACGUUCCCCAUUGGCAGGAACUGGAAGCUCCUCUCUUCGGUCUUCGUGCCAUGGGACGUAUGGUCGAUCCCGAGGAAAACACCAUUCUGAACCAGUUGGUCCCGCUUAUUGUCCAGAUCCCUGACCAGGAGAAGGUGCGGUUCCAGGCCAUCAUGGCUCUGGCUCGGUACACCGAGUGGACCGCCCUCCACCCGGAAACUCUCGAGGCUCAGUUGAACUAUGUCAUCUCGGCCUUCCAUCACUCUUCCCAAGAAGUGGUGCAGGCGGCUGCGCUUGCAUUCAAGUUUUUGGGCACUGACUGCCAGAAGCUGCUGGGCGGCCACAUCGGUCAGCUGCACUCCUUCUUCGAAUCGGUGCUGGACAAGCUGAAGCCCACCAGCCAGGAGGAAGUGACCGAGGGUGUGGCUGCCGUGGUCUCUGUGCAGCCUCUCGAAAAGAUUUACGACUCCUUCAAGAUGUUCUGUGAUCCGAUCAUGGCACGAAUUAUGAACCUCGCCAACAAUGCCCAGGAUGAAGAAGGACAGCGAGCGGUGGCCGAUCAUCUGCAGUUGAUUACCAUCUUUGUGCAGGUUGUUACCCCCAUUAUUCCUUUCGGUGAAGAAAACCCGGCCGUGAAAUACGUCGGCGAGAUCUUGCCCAUAAUGACCACGAUUGUUAUGAACUUUACGUCUUCCACGCCUAUCCUGGAGCGCGUGUGCCGCUGCUGGCGCUACAUGAUCAUCUCGUACCGGACUGCCAUGAUUCCGCUGCUGCCCACUUUGGCCCAGAGCAUUGCCAGUGGAUUCGAGGCUUCCCGCGAGGGUUGCUUCCUUUGGGCCACUGACGCAGUGGUACGCGAGUUCUCUGACGGUGCUGAGUACGUGGAUCAAGCCACUAGUGACGCCGUGUUCCAAUUCUACGAACAGCAAGCCCUUGCAUUCCUCCGGAUUUUGAAUGACCUGCCUCCGGAGAACCUUCCCGAUGUCAUUGAGGAUUUCUUCCGUCUGUCAUCCGACGCUGUCCGCUACUACCCCAAGAAGUGCAUCAGCUCGUCUCUGGCCGUUCCUAUUUUCUCUGCUGCUCUUAGCGCCCUUACCCUCCAGCAGGUCGAUCCUCUCAUCGCCACGCUUCACUACUACCGGGACUUGUUCGGCUUCGCGUUCGACAAGCCCUUGGUUUCCGAGUUCACCAGCCCCGAGGGUGAGCCCUACACAAACCCGCCCGAGGUGCGGGAGGCCGUCAAGGGUCUCAUUGCAUCGCAGGGCCAGCCUCUGGCUCAGCGUGUGUUGACUGGCAUGAUGUUCACAUUCCCUGGUGAUUGCUUCCCGGAUGCCUCGGGUGUGAUGAUGACGAUGUUUGAGCUGCUUCCCCAAGAGACCGGAGCCUGGCUACAGACCACGUUGCAUAUGCUGCCGGCCGGAACCAUGAAGCCGGGCGAGGCCGAGCGAUUGCUCAAGAAUAUUUCCGACAAGGUGCAGUCUGGCGAGACCCGAAAGAUCCGGGUUCUUCUGCAAGACUUCACUAACUCGUACCGCCGCCGCAACGUCGCCCCCCGGGACGGACUGGGCCGCCUGGAGGCAACCCGGUUCCGCUUCAGCGGAUGA